CUUGGGUUGUGCGUGUUUGAGCAGGCCCCUAGUUGGUUAAGUGCUUAUCUUGUUGAUGAUCUGCUUGGAAUUGUUCAUUCUAGAUUAGUCUGUUUAGACCAGUUUGUGUAGUCUGGUUCUUGGGACUUUGACCCCAUACUUAGUCCAAAAAAAAAAACAUAUAUAUAGAAAGAAAAAAGCAGUCCAUCCACAGCAGAAAAUUCCUCGCAAUAUCUCCUUGCCUUGACGUCAACCAUGCACUCCCCCUUCCAAUAUUCAAUUGUUUUAUUUAUUUGAAAUCUCCAAUUAGUCCUCAUCAAAAAUCACAAGAAGAUUAGUCCCAUCUCUGUCAAUAUGUGUGUGUGGCUUUUUUUUUCACUCAUAUCAUGAUAUAUCAACGAUUUCCAUAAUCUUCGUCCAUGCUAGUAAAUAAUAUUGAUGUCACUCCGAGUUAAAUAUAUUUUCUGAAUCACGUCAAAAAAAUUACUUGUAACCAUAUUUAUUAUUGUAACCUCAAUUAUUGAGGAAUGCAUUGGUGUUGUAUAGGGUUGACACAAAUUGUUAAUUGGAAGUGGGAGAGGAGACUAAUUUUUUGUUUUUUUUUUUAAUGAAAAAAACUUUAGGACGAGGGGAGGCUCUCCCAUCUCAAGGUCAAGACACCAAGGUAUUUUUGAGGACUUACGAAAGGAGACUAAUUUCGAUACAUUGAUAGUUAAUUUAUAUUUUGCUUUAGAUUUAGAAGUUCGAUCAAAACUACAUGCCUUUUCUUUUGUGGAAUUUUGCUUUAGAUUUAGCAGUUAACACAAAUGCUAAUGGAUGUGGCCAACGCUUAAUCUGGUUGCAGAAAGAAAAAGCAAUAGAGAGAAGAAAGUUGGUCCUCAACCACUCCUGUUUCAAUCAAUGGUUUAAUAUUCAAUCAAUCCUCAAAAGUCAAAAUCAGUACCAGUCCAGUCUCCACCUUCAUUUUAAUCAAAACAGUGUGAAAUGGUCAAAGAAGUAUUUUGAUGAAUUGGAAUUGGCAGGAUUUGGUCAAGCAGUGAAUUCUUACAUUGUCCCACUAGUAGAAAUAAAUUACAUUUUCUUUUUUAUGUAUUAUGCUCUCUUUUUUUCCCUUUUUUUUUCUUUUUUAUCAACACGACAAGAGAAUAAAAAGUAUAUAAACACAGUUUUGAUUUGACCAACAAUAAUGUACAAACAGAAUGGCGCCAUUAAUGUUCUCCUUCAGAUUUAUGUUCUUCCUUUCUCCCGUUUUGUUCCUCAUGAUCAGCACUCAAUCUAUACGCCCAUGGUGUUACAACGAUAAAGGCAACUACACCACCAACAGUACAUACCAGACAAACCUCAACACCCUUCUCUCUUCUCUUUUUUCCCCCUCCAACAACGGUAAUGGCUACGGCUUCUACAACUCAUCCUACGGGGAAAACCCCGACCAGGUUUACACAAUCGGGCUAUGUCGAGGGGAUGUCACGGUGGACAUUUGCCGUGACUGCCUCAGCAAAGGCACACAACAGCUCACACAGGUCUGUCCCAAUCAAAAGGAAGCUUUCGGCGUAUUUGACCUGUGCACGCUUCACUACGCCAACCGCUCCAUCUACGGAGCCAUUGAAACUUUCCCUCCUCUCAUGUGGUAUAACGUACAGAACGUGUCCUACGACGUCGACGGGUUUUUUCAAGAGCUGAAGACGCUACUGGAUGACCUAAGGGGUCAAGCUGCAGGGAACGGUUCACUUCGAAAAUUUGCGGUAGGGACCGUAACCGCUCCCAACUUCCAAACAAUCUAUGGACUUGCGCAGUGUAGGCCGGAUUUGACCGCGCAGGACUGCAGUUAUUGCUUGGGUAGUUCUAUGGCAGAUAUCCAAGAAUAUUUUCCGGGGAAGGAAGGUGGUCUUAUUAGUAAACCCAGCUGUGAUCUUAGGUAUGAGAUCUAUCCCAUCGUUGACCCUACAACUGUCCGACCAUUGCCGUCUUCUUCACCGCCACUGUCUAGUCCUCCUCCCCCGUCAACCAGUACAGGAGGAUCGAAGAGUAACAGAUCUCAGAUUGUCAUCAUUAUUGUUGUGCCAAUUGUUGUUUCUGUGGUACUGAUAGUUAUAUUCUUCUGCAUUUGUUUAAGAGUAAGGAGGACAAAAAAAAAACUUGAAACUGGGAAGUUAAUUCAAGGCAGCGACGAUACAGAUGAAAUUGGAUCUGCAGAAUCCUUGCAAUUUGACUUGGCCACCAUUAGAGUUUCCACAGAUGACUUUUCUGAAGCAAAUAAACUUGGAGAGGGCGGAUUUGGAUCUGUUUACAGGGGUAGGCUUCUCAAUGGAAAAGAUAUAGCUGUUAAAAGGCUCUCUACAAAUUCUGGGCAAGGAGAUUUAGAAUUCAAAAAUGAGGUCUUGUUAGUGGCUAAACUUCAACACCGGAAUUUAGUUAGACUCUUAGGUUUCUGCUUAGAAGGAAGUGAAAGGCUUCUUGUCUAUGAAUUUGUCCCUAAUGCAAGUCUCGAUCACAUCAUAUUUGACCCAACAAAGCGUGCACAACUAGAUUGGGUGAGGCGCUACAAAAUCGUAGUAGGCAUUGCUCGAGGCCUCCUUUACCUCCACGAAGACUCUCGCCUUAAAAUUAUUCAUCGUGAUCUCAAAGCUAGUAACAUCUUGAUAGAUGCAGAAAUGAACUCCAAAAUUUCAGAUUUUGGCAUGGCAAGGUUGUUCGUUCUUGAUCAAACGCAAGGCAAUACUAGUCGGAUUGUUGGGACCUUUGGGUAUAUGGCUCCAGAGUAUGCAAUGCAUGGGCACUUUUCUGUUAAGUCCGAUGUCUACAGUUUUGGUGUGUUAGUUCUAGAGAUAGUCAGUGGACAAAAAAAUAGUGGCUUCAGGCAUGGAGAAAAUGCGGAGGAUCUUCUAAGCUUCGCCUGGAGAAGUUGGAGGGAAGGGACAGCUUCAAAUCUAAUAGAUCCCACAUUGAACACUGGUUCAAGAAAUGAAAUAAUGAGAUGCAUCCACAUUGGAUUAUUAUGUGUGCAAGAAAAUGUAGCUGAUAGGCCAACCAUGGCUUCUGUUAUUCUCAUGAUGAAUAGCUACUCCUUCACUCUCCCAGUGCCCUCCCAACCUGCAUUUUAUUUGCAUAGAAGCAUUGGAUUGGACAUGUCGUUACGAUCUGAAUAUAAUUCAGGGGCAACAAGGUCAGAUCGAUCCAAGAGUAACUCUGUCCUGGUAAUGGAAUAUGAGACUUUUACUGAACCACAUCCUCGCUAGUGGUUGAAGAUCGAUCCAAGUCUGUUGAUUUGUGGAGAAAACUAUCCAAGUCUGUUGAUUUUCAGGAUCUGGAUCAAUGUGAAUCAAACCAGAGUGUAAUUUAUUAUAUUUUUAUGACAAUUCUGUAUAAUGAAUAUCCUGUUUUUGAUGAUUCAUGCAUAUAGAAUAACAUUGCUGAUGAGCUCCCGUUCAACCAUUCCUUUAGCAGCUGUUUUGUUGCCGGUGUUGCCUGAUGAGUCAUCAUUCAGGCUGAGGCAUGGGCUGGUCUUGUUCAUUGUGGGAUGCUUCGCUUCCUGGCACAUUCCAGCAACUAACAAGUCAUCAUUCAGGCUGGGGCAUGGGCUGGUCUUGUUCAUUAUGGGAUGCUUCACUUCCUGAAACAGUCCAGCAACUAACAAGCACAUAUCCUUGAUCUACUAUGUCCUUUUUUUCAUUGUUAGUAUCUAAGAUAAUGUAAAAUAUCAGAGACCCU
Molecule: messenger RNA, 3687 nt
Organism: Prunus persica (peach)
Lineage: Eukaryota; Viridiplantae; Streptophyta; Magnoliopsida; Rosales; Rosaceae
Product: putative receptor-like protein kinase At4g00960
Exons: 7
Coding region: 1179-3215 (678 amino acids)
Biological process (GO): protein phosphorylation
Molecular function (GO): protein kinase activity; ATP binding
Source: RefSeq, a predicted model, not a curated record